UAUAUAAUCACACUUCGUAGGCUCUAGCUUCGCGCUAGAGCUGGGUGAACACAGACGAAAAUAACUCGUUCUACCGCGCCGGUACGAAAAUUGGUAAAUGCACUAGACGCAUAGUUUCAGUUGGUUUUGCCGUUGGAUUCAUUCAAUUCAUGGCCGGUGCCCCGCGGUUUGCCAAAAAUAGAACUAUCGACGUGUCGUUUCACCUUAGCCUUGUAGGCUAACAGUGCAGUCGAUACAUAUAAAUUUUUCAUCAUAUUUGCUAUGAUAGCGUUGACAAGAGUGCGUCGUUGAAAUUAUGGUUCUCCGUGCGGACGCGGCUACCACAUCCACGAUUUUCAUUACCUUCGAUUAGAGUUAGCGGUGUAAAUUGUCACAAAAAUAUUGAAGAGUGUUCCUUUCUUUUUGGAUAUUACACGCUGAAUAAAAUCUCUAAAAAGCUCCGCUGAACACGUCGAAAUGAAGAACGAGUGGAGAGUGUUGCUUUUGCUGUUGCAAAAGGAUUACAAAGUUCGGAAAAGACAUUGGCUAGCAACAAUCAUUGAAUUUGCUGCACCCGCGUUGAUCAUUUCCUUGUUCGUUGGCCUCAGGACUCUCGUUGAUCUCUUAGGAACUGAGCCGAUUGAAAUUAAUACCACUUAUCCGUUAAUCGCAAAAGAGUUUAGCCCAGACAAUGACGGGAUUAACAUUAUGUACACACCGCAAAAUGAAUUUACCAAUCAAUUAAUGAAAAAUGCUACUUACUGCUUUCAACGUUCCACGGAGGACCUGCGAGGAUUCGAUGAUAAAUCGGCAUUAUUAGAAUAUUUCCGAAACGCAACUGAAAAUUAUAUUUGGGGAUUGGCGGUAAAUUUUGACAGCGCCAUCGCAGGAUCCGUACCAAAUGAUUUAGUAUAUACACUGCGAUCCUCCUACCAAAUUUCAAACAAUUUGUUGGAAAGUAAUGAUGGGACACCCGGGAACCGAGCUUCUCGUCUUACCAAUCAGAUUCCACUCACCACUUUUCAAAUGUGUUUGGAUGAUGCCUUUAUUAAGAAGGUUGUUCCAAAUUCCACUUUUCAGGAUACAGUGACGAGGUACAUACAAAAUAUGCCAUAUCCCCCAUACCAGACCGUGGACGUAGCUGAGCUGAGUUUUCGAAAUCUCGUUGCUGGAUUUGCGGGAUGUAUAUUCAUCGUAACGUUAUUCAUGAUGCCGUCGUAUAUUGCAGCCGAAAGAGACACAGGUGUUAAUGCCCUACUUAAAAUGAAUGCGGUGAGAGCUUAUCAAAAUUUUUUGAGCUGGGUAAUCAGUGGCAUACUUUUCGGAGCGGUGAUCGUUGCUUUGGUAACGAUAGCUCUAAAAGUACCAUUUUCGAAGGCACAGCCGGCAUUUUGGCAGUACUCUAAUGGCGUCAUAAUUUGGAUUUCCAUAUUAUUGAAUUUCAUUCACUGUUACACUUUUUGCAUGCAUCUUGCAUCAUACUUUUCCAAAGCUUGGGCUGCGCAGGGAGUAUCGGUGAUCAUCGUUUUCGUAUUACCGCAAAUACUGGCGUUGGUACAAAACAACAAUGGUGUUAAAAUAGUGCCAUACCUUGGAGUCUUGUUUCCCAUCGCAGCUACUUUGAGAUUAUUUUCGGAAUUCAACGACUUUGAAACUCUGGGGACUGGAGCACAGUGGAAAAAUUUGUUCACCACUCAACAUCCCAUCCUAGGACUCGGUGGAACAAUCGGCUUCAUUAUGAUAUUGAGCGUAAUAGGUAUAUUCUUACACUUUCUCGCUGCAAUGUAUCUGGAUGCUGUUUUACCUGGUAAAUAUGGAGCUCGGCGACCGCCGUUGUUCUUUCUCGAGUGUUUCUGCAUGAACAAAGUAAGUAACUCCAGUGUUGGAGCGAUGUCGGAUGGACAAGCUAAAAUUUUGGAGCCGGUACCGGAAGGAGUGUUGAUUCCAGGAAUACAAGUACGGAAUUUGGAGAAAACUUUCACUACGGGAUGCUUUAAUCAAGUUGUGGUCGAAGCAGUUCGGGGGAUGAGCUUUGAUUUCUAUAAAGGCCAAAUCACUGCGCUACUUGGGCAUAACGGCGCUGGAAAAACUACGACGAUAUCGAUUUUGACCGGGUUGACGUCACCUUCAUCUGGAACGGUGAUCGUCGAUGGUAAAAACCUGAAAACUGAAUUACAGUCAAUUAGAAAUGACCUAGGCAUGUGUCCUCAAGAGAAUCUGGUGUUUCCCGAACUAACAGUGGCGGAGCAACUGCGAUUAUUUGGUUUGUUGAAAAAAAACGACAGAUCAAAUCCGGAAAUUCUAGAAGAGGUUGAUGACUUGUUAGUCAAAUUGAAAAUAAGCGAUAAGCGAAACGCUCUACCUCGGAAUCUCUCUGGGGGUCAAAAAAGAAGGCUUUGUUUAGGAAUGGCGCUUAUCGGUAAUGCUUCAACCCUGUUCUUAGACGAACCCACGUCAGGCAUGGACCCAGAGACGAGCAGAGUUACUUGGGAUAUAAUACUAAACUAUCGAACGCGAAAAACAAUUAUUAUCACGACUCACAGUAUGGAGGAGGCGGAUGUUUUGGGUGAUCGGAUUGCCAUCAUGAAUUCGGGUCGUAUGAAAUGUUACGGAACGUCCAUGUUUUUGAAGAAAUAUUACGGUAAGGACCAGCAGCAAGUUACACUUUCGGUGGAGCCAUGGUGCGAACAAUCCAAGAUUCAAGAGGUGGUCGGGGACCAAGGAAAUGUGGACGCGACUGUUCAAGGAAGGGUACUCAUUACUCUCCCCAUGUCGGAUUCAUUGCCACAGAUUCUGGAUACGUUAGAAGGCCGCAAGGCGGAACUCGGAAUCACCGGAGUGAGCGUCUCGACGAUUACGUUGGAACAAGUUUUUUUGAAGGCUGCUGAGGAAGAAGAUGAACAAGAUCAGAAUGACAACAUCACAGAAGAAUCGGUUGAAGUGACAAAUACUAACAACAAAUACAAGAAGACGACCGGUUUGGAGUAUAUGAAGCAGGCAAUCCACGGACUCCUUUCCAAAAAAUUAUCGCACAUGAAACACAGUUGGGGUAUAACUACGGGCAUUCUCAUUGCGCCUAUGAUAGGGUUGAUAUUGAUGCCGGCUUUUAACAUCGAUCUGUCGACCUCAAGCUUGACCCGGCCUCUCGAUCUGUCGCUUUAUCCGAAUUCCGAAGCGUUGAUUUACUCCGAAUACAACUCGAUGGGGAACACAUACAAGCGUAUCGUCGAAGGUCAAGGAGGCAAGGGCACUCCAGUGAAAACGGAUGUCUCCGUGACGGAAGCGUUGUUGCAGAGGGCUGUCGAGGACAUCGAUUACUACAGAGAACAGAUAAUCGUCGCCGCCGAGUUCAAUUCCACCCCCGAUUCUCUGAUCGCCAACGGUCUUUACGGCGGUGCCGCGACGUUGAGCGCUCCGCUCACCGUGAACUUGAUGUCCAACGCGUUACUGAAGACCUUCGCGGGCGAUGGCUACUCCAUUUCGACGCGUAUCGGAAGUUUGCCGCAACGGACCGAGUCCACCUUUUACGUCGACGAAUCCUCCAUCCGGGUCGAAACCGUAGCCUCGGUGAUGUUGUACCUGAGCAUCUUCUUCGUCGUCGCUGGUUUGUUCGUCGUUCACCCGCUGUUGGAAAAUUCCACGUCGGUGAAACGACUUCAACAGAUGACCGGCCUCUCACCCGUCUUGUACUGGGGAGUCAUGUUCGUUUUCGACUACGGAGUCUUCGUUCUGUCCACGAUAGGAAUGAUCCUCGGUCUCAUAAUCAGCGAUCGCAUCUUCGGUGAAGACAAAUAUGGCAUCGUUGAAAUCGGAGUUGUGGUGCUUUUGCUGCUGCUUUUCGGGAUGAAUGCUAUACUAUCGGCUUACGUUGUUAGUUUCAUAAAUAAACCGUUGUACGUUGGGCUUUUGAUUCUUUGUCUGCUGAAUAUCAUACUGGCUCAAGUCCAGGUCGUUGUCGCUAUGGUAAUGUCGUUCCUCGGUGAUGAUGACUGGGCUAAGUUUUUGAUCGAACGUAGAGUAUUUUCAAUCAUACCUCACAUCAGCUUUACUUUCGGAUUCUCGAAAUUCGUCGAAGUUGCUUCUAAUAAUGCGAGAUGCCGAGGACUGCCAAACACAUUUCAUUUAACAUCUUGCGUUAUAAAAGACGUCUGCUGUGAAUUGCAGUGUUGGGACGGGAAAUGCGAAAAACAAUUCGCAUACUUCCGAAAUUUCAAUGACGACGACGGAAUAGAAGAAUACGUUUUAUAUUUAGCUUUGAUGCCAAUCGUUCUAGUGGCAUUCUUGUGUAUACUGCAUCUGCGAUUAUUCCCGAAGCUGCUAUUCUUAUGUCGAUCACGCAUAUACAAGCCAGAGCCCAUGAGCCACGGUCUAUCAAUAGACAGCGAAGUUGCUAAUGAAAAAAGUGUUAUACGCAAAGCAAUUAAUCAACAAGUGAAAAAUUCGAAGCAUGUGGAUGAGAAUGUCUUCCUCGCUUACGAAUUGAGCAAACGUUAUCCGAAGUGGCCUGCGGUUAGAGAAGUGAACUUCAGAGUAAAAAAAAACGAAUGCUUCGGUUUGUUGGGCGUUAACGGCGCCGGCAAAAGUACCACUUUCCGAAUGCUGGUGGGCGAAGAAAUUGCCGACACCGGAAUCUUGAUUCGCGGCAAGCACGAUAUCAAACGAGAGCGCACCAAGUAUUUGGCGGGAAUCGGUUACUGUCCUCAAAUCAAUGCCUUAAUUACAUCGUUCAACGCAUACGAACAUUUGUCUCUGUUCGCUCGCCUGAGGGGAGUUCCAGCAGAUCGAGUGGCGGCGGAAGUUCAGAUGUGGAUCGACAAGCUCGGACUUAAUAAAUUUGCGAAUAAACCAAGCGGGAGCUACAGUGGAGGGAAUAAACGUCGCCUCAACAUCGCAAUGGCCCUCAUCGGAAACCCGGAACUCGUUCUGCUGGAUGAACCUACAGCAGGAGUCGACCCCGCAGCGCGGAGGUCGUUGUGGGGUGUGCUUCAGAGCUGCCAAGCAUCGGGGCAGGCCUUUAUUCUGACUUCGCACAGCAUGGAAGAGUGCGAGGCACUCUGCAACCGAUUACUGAUAAUGGUACGAGGCGAAGUCGUCUGCGUGGGAGCCAGCCAACAACUGAAGGGACUCUUCGGUGCUGGCUUCGAUAUCACCAUCUUGAUAAGUCCCGAGAGAUCCGAAGAGGACAGCGCGGCCAUCAAGUCGAAGAUCGAGGCCGCGUUCGCCUGCGAAUUACGAGAUGAGCACGCGGGAUAUCUCUUCUACCACGUGACCGAUCCACAGGUCACUUGGACCAAGAUGUUCGGUACAAUGAACUCGUUGAAAGCUCAGCACAGUUGCGUCCAAGAUUUCAGCGUUUCCUCAUCGACGUUGGAACAAUUAUUCAUUCAACUAGCCAGAUACGCUCCAGCAGUGAUGACAUACUCUGCACCUGCAGCACCAGCAGGCUCAAAUCUAGUAUCUCAUGUUUAAUUAUUGUGAAUCUCUAAUUGUUAUUAUAAGUAUUAAUUUAUUGAAUUGAAAUAAAUAAUCCUUUUUUUUUUU
This is a messenger RNA of Athalia rosae (coleseed sawfly), 5520 nucleotides long. Its product is annotated as ATP-binding cassette sub-family A member 7-like. Gene Ontology annotation, biological process: transmembrane transport; lipid transport. Gene Ontology annotation, cellular component: intracellular membrane-bounded organelle; membrane. NCBI's taxonomy places the organism in Eukaryota, Metazoa, Arthropoda, Insecta, Hymenoptera, Athaliidae. The record is from RefSeq and is a predicted model, not a curated record. Bases 457 to 5448 code for a protein of 1663 amino acids. Gene Ontology annotation, molecular function: ABC-type transporter activity; ATP hydrolysis activity; lipid carrier activity. The transcript has 24 exons.